Cyprinodon variegatus (sheepshead minnow) is the source of this 997-nucleotide messenger RNA. RefSeq names its product superoxide dismutase 2, mitochondrial (gene sod2). NCBI's taxonomy places the organism in Eukaryota, Metazoa, Chordata, Actinopteri, Cyprinodontiformes, Cyprinodontidae. Gene Ontology annotation, cellular component: mitochondrion. The transcript is spliced from 5 exons. Gene Ontology annotation, biological process: superoxide metabolic process. The record is from RefSeq and is a predicted model, not a curated record. Bases 130 to 807 code for a protein of 225 amino acids. Gene Ontology annotation, molecular function: metal ion binding; superoxide dismutase activity.
CCUCACGAACCCCCCUGUCCUAUCUAUAAUGGUACGGUCCCCUGGACUGUCAACUUGAAGUUGCACAUUUCAAGGGCAAUUGCAAUUAUUCACCAAGCUGUUGUGUGCUGCUAAAGAACCAGAGGAAACAUGCUGUGUAGAGUUGGGAAAAUACGCAGGUGUGCUGCCAGCCUCAGCCAAAGCAUAAAUCUGAUAGCUGCAUCAAGGCAGAAGCACACACUCCCUGAUCUGACCUACGACUAUGGAGCCUUGGAGCCUCAUAUCAGUGCAGAGAUUAUGCAGCUUCACCACAGCAAGCAUCACGCCACAUAUGUUAACAACCUUAAUGUUACAGAGGAGAAAUAUCAAGAGGCUCUUGCAAAGGGAGAUGUGACUGCACAAGUUGCACUUCAGCCUGCUUUGAAGUUUAAUGGAGGAGGUCACGUUAACCACACUAUCUUUUGGACAAAUCUCUCCCCAAAUGGUGGAGGUGAGCCUCAAGGGGAGCUAAUGGAGGCCAUCAAACGGGACUUUGGCUCCUUCCAGAAGUUAAAGGAGAAGAUGGCGGCUGUUACCGUUGCAGUACAGGGCUCAGGCUGGGGAUGGCUUGGUUAUGACAAGGACAGCGGGCGACUUCGGAUUGCUGCUUGUGCUAACCAGGAUCCCCUGCAGGGGACAACAGGACUCAUCCCUCUCCUUGGCAUUGACGUCUGGGAGCAUGCCUACUAUCUCCAGUACAAGAAUGUGCGCCCUGAUUAUGUGAAGGCUAUCUGGAAUGUGAUCAACUGGGAGAAUGUCCACGAGCGAUUGCAGGUUGCCAAAAAGUAGAGGAAUCAAUCUUCCCACCACAGCACCUUGUAUCAAAAUCUGGAUCAAAUGGUAGAUGCAAAUAAUUGCCUCAAAUAAACAGCCCUGACAUUCAAACACUCGGUUUUAACUCAGAGAUUGGUUGUAGCAUUAAUGGAAAAAGUAAAUCCAAUGUGUUUUACUGUUUAAAACAAUUCAUCCUUUAAAUAAG